CACAGGCGCAGAUUGGCAGCAUCAUGGUUUGGCUCCGCAGUGCCCUCGUGACCGGCUGCAUUUCCUGGAAUAAGCUGGAACCUGAGCCUUGAGAGCCGCACCAUGGAAUGUCUGUAGUAUCCCCACAUCAUCCUCAGCCACCCCACCAGCAUCGGCAGGAAUCAAAAACACAAAGAGAGACGCAAACAAAUAAAGGGACACACGGGGACUCCCAGAUCUGCUGCGGGACACUCUUUAUCUAUUUAGGUCAGCCAGCUUGAAAGGGAUCCUUCGGAGGGUGCAGGGGAGCGACUGUCCGUUUGUGCGAGUGCAUGUGUGCGUGUGUGUUUCCCUUUUAGAGUAGGUGCCUGUCCUUGGGCACUGAGGCCAUGAGGCCAAAGACUUUCCCGGCCGCCCCGUACGUUGGCAACACGCGCCAGAGGCUUCAGGAGAUCAAGGAGGGUCUGAAGCAGCCGGCCAAGCUGGUGAGCCAGGCCCUGCACGGGGGCAGCUCCCGGGCAGACGGCGGCAGAGGGGCCGACUGCAAGAGCGGGAAGGACACAACCAGCCGACAGCAGCAGCUCCGACCCCCGCAGAAGUUCAACAACUACCAGAAUGCCCUGCGGGAAAUCCGCAAGUCGCUCAUGCCCUUCGCCAAUGAGUCGGGUCCAUCCUCCGGGUCGGGGCACCCAGCAGGUGCUGGGGAGGUGAACCGGCAGAUGCUGCAAGAGCUGGUGAACGCCGGCUGUGAUCAGGAGAUGGCGGUGCGGGCGUUGAAGCAAACAGGAAGCAGGAACAUCGAAGCGGCCUUAGAGUACAUCAGCAAAAUGGGUUACCUAGACCCUCGCAAAGAGCUCAUCGUCCGUGUCAUCAAGCAGACUUCACCAGGAAAAGGCGGCAUGCCAAAUACUAUGGAUCACCGGCCUGCGAUGGAGGCCUCAGGUGAAGCAGCUGUGAUGCCUCCAUACCAUCAGAUGGGGGCUCCCAUGUAUGAGGGGGCAGGGGGAUAUGGCCCUGAGGGGGAGAUGCCCAGACCCUACAUGAGUGCCCCGCCUGUGAUGAACUACAUGAUGCCCCCACCGGGCGCAGCACAGGGAAACCCGAUGGGUCGACCUCCUAGUAUGGGCACCUAUCCACCAGUGAUGGCCGCCCAGAGCAACCCAGCCAACACCAUGUACCCUCCAGGGGGCCAGCAGAAAGGCUACCCUGGGAGUAUAGAGCAGCACGGGCCCAUGAUGAGCUACAAUGUUCCCGGUCAACCUCUGCAACUCCAGCCACAGCCACAAGGGGGCCCUGUUCCAGGUUCACACUAUGACUACGGUCAUGCCAGGCCGCACAUGAUGGAGCCGGCUAGCUAUGGCGUUAAGAGGACCCCUUCCUUCCAGAACAAGAUGGCACCGCCCCCCAUGGCGCCCCCAGACAACUACGUUAACAUGCAGGGGAAAGGGGCCAUGGGCCAAAAUGGACCUGGAGGCGGAGGAGGGGGAGGGUACCCCACUAACCUGUACUUGCCCCCUCAUUCACACCCCCGACAGGCCAGCCCCACCUCCCACCAAGUCCACAUGAUGUCCCGUUCUCCAGGUGGAGUGUCAGCCAUGGGCCCGGAUUUCUCAGAUCUGCCGCAGAGUUUGAUGACACCAUCCAGGGCCAGCCUCAACCUGGACCUGUAUGAGCACCACUGGGCGGGGCCUCCAGGCCCGGAAGGGGCCCCUCCAGCCAGGCAAUCCCAGCCCCAGGGCCCAUUCAGGGGGGAGGUGCGUGUCCCCAGCAGAACCAACUCCUUCAACAGUCGCUCUGCAGGACCCAACGUUGUCCGGCCUGCGAUGGCUGCGCCUCCUGCAGCUGGAAAACAGGACCCCUCCUUGGGCCCACCAAACACCAUCACGGCUGUAACAUCCCCACCUAUUCAACAGCCCGUCAAGAGCAUCCGUGUGAUGAGGCCGGAGCCCAAGACAGCUGUGGGACCUUGUCACCCAGGCUGGAUGACGGCUCAGGCCCAGGAUGCAGCAGAACCUCUGGCCUACAUGCCGGAGGAGACUUACCCACUUGAGCCUGCUCAGGAGCCACGCUGCCCGCCACCACCUUACCCCAAAAGUCUGCUCAUGUCGGGCGAACCAGGGGCCCUGGAUGGAGCCAUGUGCGGAGCUCAGGACCUCAGCAACCCUGCAGCCAGAAGCUCACGCAACGGCAGCGGAGGGAGUUGGAAGGGAGAGGAGAGCCAGCAGGUGAAAGAGAAGACGAAGAUGAGCAAGGGAGAAAAAACGGUGAAGGACAAGAAGCAGAUCCAGACGUCACCAGUUCCAUUGAGGAAGAACGGCCGCGACGAGGAGAAGAGGGAGUCGCGCAUCAAGACCUACUCACCUUUCGCGUUCAAGUUCUACAUGGAGCAGCACAUAGAGAACGUCAUGAAGACCCACCAGCAGAAACUCAACCGCAGGCUUCAGCUGGAACAAGAGAUGUCGAAGGCUGGACUUUCGGAGGCGGAGCAGGAACAGAUGAGGAAGAUGCUGAACCAGAAGGAGUCCAACUACAACAGGCUACGUCGAGCCAAAAUGGACAAGUCCAUGUUUGUCAAAAUCAAGACGCUGGGCAUCGGCGCCUUUGGUGAAGUGUGUCUGACGCGUAAAGUGGACACGUGUGCCCUUUAUGCCAUGAAAACGCUUCGCAAGAAAGACGUCCUCAACCGCAACCAGGUGGCUCAUGUGAAAGCGGAGCGUGACAUCUUAGCGGAGGCAGACAACGAGUGGGUGGUGCGUCUCUACUACUCCUUUCAGGACCGCGACAGCCUCUACUUCGUCAUGGACUACAUCCCCGGAGGAGACAUGAUGAGCCUGCUCAUCCGGAUGGGCGUCUUCCCCGAACCUCUUGCGCGCUUCUACGUGGCAGAGUUGACGCUGGCCAUCGAGAGCGUCCACAAGAUGGGCUUCAUCCACCGAGACAUCAAGCCCGACAACAUCCUCAUCGACCUGGACGGACACAUCAAGCUGACAGACUUCGGUCUGUGCACGGGCUUCCGCUGGACGCACAACUCCAAGUACUACCAGAAAGGAAGUCACAUCAGACAGGACAGCAUGGAGCCCAGUGACUUCUGGGACGACGUGUCCAACUGUCGCUGUGGUGAUCGGCUGAUGACACUGGAGCAGCGUGCCAACCGUCAGCACCAGCGCUGCCUCGCUCACUCUCUGGUGGGAACACCCAAUUACAUAGCGCCUGAGGUGCUGCUGCGCAAAGGUUACACUCAGCUGUGUGACUGGUGGAGUGUCGGAGUAAUCCUGUUUGAGAUGCUGGUGGGACAGCCGCCCUUCCUGGCUUCCACACCCACCGAGACUCAGAUUAAGGUCAUUAACUGGGAGAGCACGCUGCAGGUGCCUGCACAGGUCAAACUCAGCCCAGAGUCUGUCGACAUAAUCGCUCGUCUCUGCUGCUCCGCAGAGGAUCGGCUGGGCGCCAAUGGAGCCGGCGAAAUCAAGGCCCAUCCCUUCUUCAGCCAGACGGACUUCUCCAGCAAUCUACGGCAGCAGCCUGCCCCCUACAGGCCCAAGAUCGCCCACCCGAUGGACACGUCCAACUUUGACCCCGUGGAGGAGGAGGGCGGCCCCGGGGCAUGGAGUGACAGCGGGGACAGCACCCGAGCUUUGGACACGCUCUUCUCGCCGCAUGGGAAGCACCCAGAGCACGCCUUCUACGAAUUCACCUUCCGGAGGUUCUUUGAUGACAACGGCUGCCCCUUCAGAUACCCCAAACCGCUUGAGGCCAGCGAGAUGCCGCCGAGCAUCACCGGAGCCAGUGGCAUGGGGGAGGAGGAGGAACAAGACGAGGAGGAGGUGGAUGACGAAGAAGAAGAUGAAGAGGAGGGAGAAGAGCAGGGGGAGGGAUGUGAGCCGGUGUACGUGUAGAGCUGCAGACUGAACUCUUACUAACGUUCAUCAUUCAGCUCGUGACCCUCCCGCCCUCUUCUUCUGUUUAUGUGUCUGUGUGUGUUUAUGCAUAUCUGGCAUGUGUGAUUGUUAACUUGCAGGAGCAGGAACAUCGCCACCUUGUGGAAUCUAUAGUGCGUCCACCCUGACUUCAAAUACAAGACUCCCCUGAUCCGGGACCAAGAGACAACAUUCAGCGUGUUAUCAAGGGUGAAGCGUAUGCGGUUUGCAGAGCAAGACUCAGACUGUUCAGGUUGCACGGAGAUCCUCGGGAACGUAAGGAUGUCUGGAUCCAAUGGUUCUAGUUAGAGGACGGCUUCUGGUUCUUCCAGCAGUUUCUUCUCCCAUUCCUUCCACCCUUGGUCUUACGGACAAUCGAAACACCUCGACGGUGAUUGUCUGGCACGGGAAGUUACUCCCUGUUCUACCUGAGCUGCUUUUUACGGCAAUGUGAAGAGUGGAACUAGUUUACUUGUUGAUCAUGCACGGGGGAAGGGGGGGAUUCGGGUGGGUUGGGGACUAGCGACACACCUCUUUCACAGCUGCUGCAAAAUAAGCUACAAAACGCAUGCGUGCACGCACUCACACUUAUUCAGUUCAGCUCGUGUUCGGGUCACAAAGGAUGAAAGUGCACGGCUCUCUGCAGAUAGAUUGUCACUGUCUCAGAAGUCGUCUAAGACCAGAUGGAAAAACUAAUUCUCCUGAAUUUCACCAAUAGAGAAAAAGUUGUUUUUGGCCUGAAAGAGAAUUCAUCAUUGAAUUUUUCACAUUUUUUUAUAUUUUUGUGCCUUUCUCUUGAAUUUCUACCUUUGUGACAUUAAAUUUUAAAGGAGACAUAUGAUGCUUCUUUUCAGUGUUUCUUUGCUGUAGUGUGUUGAAUGUAAAAUUGCCGCAAAGCCCAAAGUCCACAUUAAAGGGAGCUCCUCAUAGUGUUUCAGACAAAGGCUGAAAAGAGGAGCUGCAGCAAUGAACAGUCUGUUUUCGGAUCACUACAACAUGUAAACUUUUAAGUAAUGACACUAUUUAGAAUUGUCAACCUGAGUAUGACCAGAAUAUGUCUCCUUUAAAAAGAAAAUAGAAAGAAACCAAACAAAAGAGUUUUUGGUUGUUCUGUCCUCUACAUCCACAGCUGCCUCAUUUUGUGCCAACUGUAGUUAAUGUUUUGUCCUGAAGAUGGAGCCAGAUACUCCUUCCCUCAGAGGUCGCUGUUACAAAUAUCCUUGUUAUUGUGAAAUACUUCCUGUUACUGACUCUCUGUCUGGACUCACCAUUUCAAACGUUACCUCCAGAAAAGAUCCACAAAAGACAAAAGAGCAAAAGAGAGUUUGUAGAGUUUGGUUUGGGCUCUACAGCCAGAUUUUAGUUUCUAGUCCGAUCCAAGACUGAACCACAAACCAGAAAUUUCAAUGUCAGCCUCACAUUCUCAAAUCACAGGAGGAGUCGGAUCAGAUGAAAAAUAUAUUUUUGUUUAAAUGAUCUGUUUAUUUCACGUGUUUGCACAACAAAGUUUUUUUGUUUCAAAGACUGAUUCACAAAGGCCUGAAACGUCAGUGUCUGACUGAGACGUACAAACACAUACACACACAUUGACCAAGGUGAACAAUUUUACAGCUAUUUCUGAAAGAAAGAUCAGCCCCACCAUUUUAACUUAACCAGCCUCCUCGGUCCACAACAACACAAAGCGACAAGUUCUUACAACAGCCAAACAUGUGAUAGUUUGACUAUGUGCAAUACAAAAAAAAUACAUUAUAUAUAGUUUUCUAAACACUUACUAUCUUUUUUUUUUGAGCUUUCAGUACUGAAAUGUACAAAUAUAUUGGUUUAUAUAUAUUUUCUUUUUCAGUUACAUCAUGCUGCUUAUUAAUGUGGUUAAUAUUAUUUACAUUAUUAUUAUAAUUGUUAUGACGUGUACCUGUUUUUGCCUUUUUAAAAGAAGUGUUGGCUCAGUUGCCGUGUGUGCGUGGGUUUUGAAAGUAACGAGCUAUGUGCCUUUUCUAAUUGAAUGUUGGAGUGUGUGUGUCGGGUCCGGUGACAGCAGGCGAUGACGACGAUGAUGAUCAGUGUUUGCAGAACCCUUUCUCGCUUCACCUCCUGCGGCCGGGCUGGUCCUGAACGCAGGAGAGAGGAGCGUGUAAAAGGUUUCACGGUUCAGAAAGAGACAGUAGAAGUUAGAGGAGGAGGAGGAGGAGGAGGAGGAGCGAGGCAGGUCGGCUUUAGGAAAUGUAAUUGUAAAAUAAGAAUGAAUUGCUUUCUCUAUUUUACGAACAAACGGUUAAACUUCAGUAAGGAGUUGUUGUUUGGUACAUUUUCUUUAUUUAUCCGAAAUGACCACAAAGUUUGAGUGUUGUUAAACUCUGUACUUUUACUACAGAAUGGUGCCGUGUCCUGCGUCACUCAGCAGACAACACGUCAUCCUACACCUUCAUGCUUAUUGACAAUCAGUAAACGGUGACCGCUCUUUGAACUGAGCUGUGUGCUUCAUUAAUACUCAGCCGUUCCAACAGUAUUGUGAAUUUGACUUAAUGUCGGCGUAACGCUAAAGAAGUCAGAACUUUUCCAGUGAUUCUCUGAUGCAGAACUGGUAGAAUGAUGAAAAAAUGUGUGGAUAAGAUUUGUUACAGAUGAUUUUUUUUUUAUUAUUAUUAUUAUUUUGCUUGACAAUGUAUUGAACGUUUUGCUUUUUUCUGAAAAUGUGCCUUGUGUUCUAAAGUGAGCAGCACAAUCUUUAAAAGAUUUCCUUCUCUACGAUCUUCUGUUUUUACACAGACCUCUGUUGUCACUCUUGAUGUGGGGAAACUGACAGAGCCAAUUCUGUUCCAUGUUCACACUGGCUUUGUUUACAUGCACAAACAUUACUGUUGUUAUUCUGGUCGGCAAUUUACCUCACGUAGAGCUAGAGCGGCUCAGAAGAGCUCAUAACUCUGCCAACAGUCCCCUUAGUACUCUAAGUACUCUAAAUUAUGACCUGGGUAAUUGGUCUAAACGUCCAAAAAUCUCAAAGUGUUAAAUAUUUUGUUUAAAAAAAUAUUCCUGGAUCCGUCCCUUUGCUGAGAUCUGUGCUAAAAUGUUAUGUGUUUUUUUCUUGGCCCAUGUUGUUCCAACAAGUUUUGUAGAAAUCUGUCGAGGAGUUUUUCAGCAGGGGGCGAAAUCAAAACUUCCUUGGUGGAUAAUUUGACAAGGCUAAAGCUUCUGCGACCAAAAACUGAAGAGACAUAUCUGAAAGUGCCGCUUUUUUUACACCAUUAAAAUUGUGUUUACAGUGACUGUUUAUUUCCAGUUACGAUAAAUAGUUUCAGGGUGGUUUUUAUUUAUAGUGGACUGUUCACAAUUUUAAUUUCAUUUCAUUUCAUAGACUGAGAAUGUUUCAACUAUGAAUGUGUCUGUAAACACAGCCAGUGUUUCCUGUGAGCUCCUGACCAGAGCCACAGUCUUCUGCAGGUCCAUCACUUAUGGUUUAGGUGCCUUGCUCGUUGGCACCGUCACCUUGACUGUUAAAGCAGGCAGACGUUGCUCUCUCAUUCUUCCCCAUCCAGUUGUUUCUGUGAUCCGGUCCAGACGUCCUUCCACUUCUCUCAACCUCUCGUUGACCAGGACAGACUGCUGCAUGAACAAAUAGCUUUAUAACGACUCUGUGCAGAGUGUGUGAGUGCCACAAAGUGUGUGAGGUGUUUCCUGGAUGUGUGGUGUUUUUUUUUUUAAGGUUAAAGAGUGAUGACUGACAAUCUUCAACUGACUUGAUUUCUUCACUUGUGUAUCUUUUUCAUUUUUGUAUUUUUACUCUAAGGAGCCUCUGCUCAUUUUCGUUGCUUCUUAAUGUAUGAUACAUUCUGUUACUCUUGAAUUUAUAUUUAUACAGAUAUACAUAUUUUUUGUAUCUUUCUUCCCCCUUGUGCUAAUGUUCAAACAUCCAUGUCUACACAGUAUUAUAGAUGAUGUAAUGUGGACAGCUUUCUCUUUUUUUUACAUUUAUGUAUGAACUGAGAAUUUGUAAAAAUGCUUUCACAGUCCUUGUGUGUAAAAUGUAUGUAUAAAUUAAAUUAACCAA
This is a messenger RNA of Paralichthys olivaceus (Japanese flounder), 7941 nucleotides long. It is a transcript of the gene lats2, whose product is annotated as large tumor suppressor kinase 2. Gene Ontology annotation, biological process: positive regulation of apoptotic process; peptidyl-serine phosphorylation; hippo signaling. Lineage: Eukaryota; Metazoa; Chordata; Actinopteri; Pleuronectiformes; Paralichthyidae. Gene Ontology annotation, cellular component: spindle pole; nucleus. Gene Ontology annotation, molecular function: ATP binding; protein binding; protein serine/threonine kinase activity. The record is from RefSeq and is a predicted model, not a curated record.